Messenger RNA from Lindgomyces ingoldianus, 766 nucleotides. RefSeq lists its product as uncharacterized. The record is from RefSeq and is a predicted model, not a curated record. The coding region runs from base 85 to 594 and encodes 169 amino acids. The transcript is spliced from 3 exons. NCBI's taxonomy places the organism in Eukaryota, Fungi, Ascomycota, Dothideomycetes, Pleosporales, Lindgomycetaceae.
UUUCGAACUUGAGCACUGGAUUUCGCCUUCACUAACCAAGGCCGCCCGCCCAAGGAAACAUAGAAAGUAUUGUUGUCACUGGCUAUGGACGAGACCCUCCCCGAUUGCGAUGCUAUAACAGUGCCAGUUCCCUCUGUCAGCAUCACCACAGAGGACCGAUUUAUCGCACUGUCUAAAACAGACAUUACCCACAUUGUUAUUCAGUUGACUGAUAGAAGACUUGAUUCAAUCAUGGAGUCAGUUGGGGUGCAGUAUGAAUUCAAUAAACCCUGGCCAUUCUGGUUCUUUAUCGGCAAGAUUGUAUCAAAAGCAUUCUUCAACAAUGAUCAGCAAUUAGAAUGGCUCAACACUGUUCGAAUAAGAACUAGGGAGUUUAUUGCAUUUACAAAUGCUGGUAGGAAGGAAACAGACAGCAACCAGAAGCUUCAAGUUAUUGAGGUUGAUUUUGCAAAGCCUCAGCCAGGUAAAGAGCUUGAGCUUUUUUGGAAGCCAGCGCGAGGACUUAUAAGUCAGAAGGUCCAGGAAUGGCUAGAUUUAUCAACAAGCUCUAGUAGCUUGGAGCAGAGGGAUCAAGAACAAUAUAAGGCCCAAUAGGUGAACAGCAGUUAAUGGAAAGGCAAAGUCAAUUGAAAAACGCAAUAGGGAAGACGUAUACGGAUGGGUUUGAUUGAUUGAUUAAUUUAUUCAGUUAGACUACAUCCAAGCCACUGGCCUACUGUAUGCAGUAUCUGUAGAUGGGUUAAAUAUCAGGGUGGAAAGCGCUGGC